AUGAGCCAGAAGGCCGCCAGCAUGCCGGCCGAGCCGGAGGAAGAGCAGGUGUUGGGGUUGAUGGAGUUUACGGGGUUGAUGCGCGAGCAGGCGAUACGGUAUUUGAAGGCAAAGUCCAACGAUGUCAACGCCGCUGCUACUGCCUUCUUCGAUGGAGAGGACAUUUCAAAAGUGGAGUCGGCGACGCAGUGGGAUGAGGGAGCCUGGGGUGCUGGCAAGGAAGGCGAACAUGGCACGGCGGGUUUACAUCCUUUGGGAUCCAGCGCGGCGGCCACGAGACCCAACUCGCCCGCUCCAUCUACCAGCGGACGGUCGUACUUGCACCCGACGUCCAAACAGCAGGAGGAUGAUGACUUUGCGCAGGCUAUGGCUAUGUCGCAGGGCAACAUUGCGGCGACGCACGUGCAGGAGACGGGGUACAUUGGCGCGAAUGGUCAGCAUUUCGGCCCGGCUACCAAAGACCACUACGAUGCUUCGCAAUGGGCCAUGAUUCCCACGGGCCAACACCAAACCACCGAGAUUGUGCUGGAUGUCGAUGCCGAGCACAGAAGACACGUGGAGGGCGAGCCGCGGCUGCUGAAGUACCUGCCUACGGGAGACUACAUGCCCAAUCUCCUUACCAUCUGUCAGGCUAUCGUUGGCGCACGGGAAACGUUGCUCAUGCGUGACUUUGUACAGCCAAACUACGGGCAGGACGAGGAGUGGUGGAGAGGGCAUGCGAUCGCGAUGCCCAAAAUCGUGCACGUGGACGAUGGGAGCGCCGCUGAGCCGGAGUCGGACAGGUACGACGAGCUGCUGGCCGAAGUGCAGCGCCUCAUGGCCUUCCUGAGCGCGAGCCACCGUACUUAUGCGAGCGUUGGUGCGCUGAUACAGACGGAUGCCAUCAAACUGGAGAGUGCCGGGGCCACUCGCUCCCAUACCCUGCUCGAGCUGUUCCUGGAGCAGUGGAGCCUCGCCGCCUCUUCCAAAUCCCCGCCGGCUGGAAGUCUGUUUAGCACGACGGUCGGCACCAACGCUCCCGAAGGCGUGAGCACGCCACAGAUGACACUGGUUGAUAUGCAAGUCAACGUCUUUUCGGAUUCGACAUCAGACCUCUUCGAGCAGCUCGACGACCUGCUGUGGGAUGCGCGCGACAGCGAUACGGCGAUGACGGACAACUACAUCGAACGUCCCGCCGAGGUAUUGGUCAUGCGCGCCUACCAGCAGAAUGCAGCUCUGAACCCCCAGCUGAGACUGGAAAUCCCCGCGCAAUUCUACGUCGACAAAUACCUCCCCGAGAACAUCGAAGCGACGCGCACCACUCGCAUCCAAAUGGCGAACGCGCGGCAACGCAUCUCCAAAAUCGAAGAGAUCGAGCGCAAACUCACGACGUGGAAGCAUCCUACGAAGAAUGAGCAGGUUGAAUCCAUGACGCUGAUUCGGCACACCUUUGGCCAUUUCUCUGGGCAGAACAAACUCGAUGUCCUCAACCCGGACCGACCUCCUGGCCCUAUCACGAACGCCGCCGAGCCUGAUGCAGAGCAUCCGCACUACCAGGAUAUCGCGCAGAAGCUGGAGAAGGUGAUUUCCAGUAUUGACGAGAAACUCUUCGCUCUCGCCGAGGAAAAGGAGAAGACGAAGAGAGCGAUUGCCGAGAUGUCGAAAGCGCCGCCAGCCGGUUUGACUCCGCAAGACCUCAAGCAUCGCUACAUCCUCCGAGGCGUAGCCACCAAACCCAAUAUCACCUACGUCCUCGCGCCCGCCGAUCCCAACGCCGCCUCUGACGAGAACGACAUGCUGCUCAACGACGACUCCACCCCACCCGAAAUGCAAUGGUGGCGAAUGGAAUACGAAGUCUCCGGCGCAAGCAGCGGCACCGCAAAUAUCACCAAAACCAAAAGCGCAGACUACGAUGUCCUUCGCGCUGUCGAACUCGAGCACAGCAGCGCCCUACUAGUCUACGCAAGCGACGCCAUGAACGGCGACCCCAGCAUCCCCUCUACACCCCUCCCCCCUCCCCUCCAAGCCUUCAUAGAUAGCGACAACGCCCUCUUCGCCGCCGAACUCCACUCCGAGCGGCGCCACCUGCAACCCACUACUCACCAGCACUACAACCCGCCCGCCUACGACUUCCCCCUCGACGAAAACGACAACCCCGCAAACCCAAGCGCCAACAACGACGCGCGCUACGGCCCCUUCAGCACCAUCGACCGCUCAUCCAUGGACUCCACCCGCGGCGUCGGAGGCGGCAGCUCCGCGCACCCGUCGCCCCCUCACUACCCCGACGACGACGAAUUCUCGCUCGAUCCCCAGGGCGCUUAUGCCCAGGGCAUCAAGCAGGGGUAUUCGCUUGAUGAGCUGGAGGGCUUGCGGGAGAGGGAGCGCGAGCGCGAGGGGGCGGAGGUGCAUGAGAUUCGACUUGGGACGCCGGAGCCGGAGGAGGAGGAUGAGGGAAUUGAUGUUGGGGAGAUGCAGGAGGAGGAGGAGAGGCAUGGUGCUGUGGAGGGGAUGGAGCAUGUUGAGUUUCGCGAGGGGGAGAAGUGA
Molecule: messenger RNA, 2523 nt
Organism: Neohortaea acidophila
Lineage: Eukaryota; Fungi; Ascomycota; Dothideomycetes; Mycosphaerellales; Teratosphaeriaceae
Exons: 2
Coding region: 1-2523 (840 amino acids)
Biological process (GO): protein deubiquitination
Cellular component (GO): cytosol; nucleus
Source: RefSeq, a predicted model, not a curated record